AUGAAUGCUUUGAGCUCUCUCUGCAUGUUUCGAUCUGAUUCAUUGGUCUUAAAUGACAUUCUGGUUAUAAAGCCUCCGAAGAAAUCACCUUUGUUGUUAAGGAUGCUGGUGUUGAUCUUUUCAAUGGUUUGUGGUGUUUUUAUCUGUUCCGUGUGUCUAAAGCAGAUAAGCACUCAUGCUAGGACUAUGCUUAUGGAGUUGCCAACUGAGAAACCUCAUCGGAAUAGAUUGGGCCUAACUGAUGUUCCUUGGUUGCAUUACCCCAAUCCUGUGUCUUUCAACAGGAAUGAAUGUGCAAGGAGUCCUGUGCGAUUUUUUGCUAUUUUGUCAAAUCAGAGAUCAGGAAGUGGGUGGUUUGAGACCCUUUUGAAUAGCCAUAUUAAUGUGAGCUCCAACGGGGAGAUUUUUUCAGUUAGAGAAAGAAGAGUAAAUGUUUCUACCAUUGUGCAGACUCUGGAUAAAGUUUACAACCUAGACUGGUUCAGUAGUGCUUCUAAGAAUGAGUGCUCAGCCGCAGUUGGAUUGAAGUGGAUGCUUAAUCAGGGAUUAAUGGAGCACCCUAAGGAAGUAGCAGAUUACUUCAACCGUAGAGGUGUUUCUGUCAUAUUUCUUUUUCGAAGAAACUUGUUACGCAGAAUGGUAUCAAUGCUUGCCAACUCCUAUGACCGAUAUGCUAAACUAUUGAGUGGAGCUCAUAAGUCUCAUGUACAUUCCACAGAAGAGGCUGAUACUCUUUCAAAGUACAAACCUAUCAUUAAUUCUACAUCACUGCUGGCUGAUUUGAAGGAUAUGGAGAUGAGAACUGCUAAGGCAUUAGAAUAUUUCAAUAUCACUAGGCAUAUGAUCCUAUACUAUGAGGAUCUUAUAAGAAAUCGUACUAAGCUGAAAGACGUGCAAGAGUUUUUAGGAUUGCCACAGAUGGAAUUAACAAGCCGUCAGGUUAAGAUACACAGAGGACCGUUGUCAGAUCACAUUAAAAAUUGGGAUGACGUGAACAACACUCUACAAGGAACUGCUUAUGAGAGUUUCCUCCAAGCUGAUUAUUCUUCUUAA
Molecule: messenger RNA, 1053 nt
Organism: Sphenostylis stenocarpa
Lineage: Eukaryota; Viridiplantae; Streptophyta; Magnoliopsida; Fabales; Fabaceae
Source: the annotation of a GenBank genome assembly